This is a messenger RNA of Prorocentrum cordatum, 3520 nucleotides long. The record is from the annotation of a GenBank genome assembly. Lineage: Eukaryota; Dinophyceae; Prorocentrales; Prorocentraceae.
GUCGUGCCAGCCGAUUGCCACUUAGUUAAAAUAGACAUAAAAGAAUAUGUUAUGUCUGGUUUGCAUGCCGAUCUUGUCACACACUCCUCAGCUUUUUUCGACGGCGUCCAACAAGACGCAUGCGCCAAGCUGCUGCGUGCGAUUUUGGAUUGCCAGUACGUGGCGUGCCCCACAGCGCCCGACAAGGUCUGGAAGGUCACCGUCGGCGCUGGCAUGGGACUCCCUUGUAGUGGGGAGGUUGCUGACGCAGCGUAUUUCAAUCAAGUUGAGCGCGACAGCGUGUCUCAAGAUCGUUUCUGUGAGUUGCACGGCAUAGUAGCUUAUAUUAGGUAUCGUGACGACAUUAUGCUGGUGCAUUCGGGGUCCAGAGCACAGCUCGAUGCCCUUAUUGGCAGAUUGCAAGAGCUGUCUACGGUGUUUAAGCUAGAAGUUGAGAGUAUCGCCUCCGAUGAGGUUCAGAUGCUCGACGUCGUGUUUUACCGUGGGCCCCGCUGGCGCUCCACGGGCAUCAUGGAUCACCGCAUUCAUAUCAAGCGGUCGUCUUUGUGGAUCCCCCUCAGCGAUCGCAGCAUGCAUCCCGCCGGCGUGCACCGAGCAUGGCCGCUCGCACACGCGCUCCGCGUGCGCCGUUUGUGUUCGGAGCGGCAGCACGCCGACAGUGAGAUCAGAAGUUUUGUAGCAUUUUGCGUCAGCAUUCCUCACACAUCGCACUAUUACCACGAAUCUUGGGGGUGCGGCCCCCCAUUGUUCGCCUCCCUGGCUCGACUGUCCAUGAGCAACAGCCUUUGACUCGUAUUGUAAUGCCGUACUGCAGCCAGUGGCAGGCUGCAGGCGUGCAGCGUGUAGUAAAUCGCGCUGUGAAGCCAUGGCGCUCUCAACACGGAGGCUUCUCCGCCAUAGGCAUCGCAUGGAGUUUGGGCGACAAGCAUCUUGUCCAGAUUGUCAAGUCGUAUAACAGCUCUCUCGAAGAAGGGGGCUGCGGCUUGCGCAUUUUAUGCACUGCGACUCGAUAGUGGUUGGUUGGUUGGGGCUGGUUGGUGGACGCAUUGUCUUGCAUUGUCUUCUCGGCAUCAGUGCCACAACGUUGACGGCAGGCAGCGCAUCUCUACAUAAUAGUGUUUUUGCUCGAACUCGCUGAGCAAGCAAGGAUACAGCCAAGGUAGCAGAGUCUUGGCCGAGCACCAAAACAUCAUCGCCAGAGCGUGUGUGUUGCCCAUUCCCUGUUUACGGUAAUUCCUUUUACACAGCACCAUGUCCGGUGAUGAAGCCUCAGCCGCUGCGACGAGUGAACUCCCAGGCGGGAGGACUGCAGGUGGGCGCAGACCGCUGCUAGCGCCAGCGUCUAGCCUGAUGUCAGCACCGGCAGAUGGGGCCCGUGGAGCCCGGAGCCAGUCCCGUUCUCCGCGGGGGGCUCUGGGCCCCGCUGACGUACAAGGGGCCCGCGCCGCCAGCUCCGACUUCGCAGCUGUGAAGAAGCUAGUGGAAGACGAGUUGAAGGGGUUCCUACCGAAUGAGCUGAUUAAGAGAAUUCAGAAAUCCACGAACGAUUUGAACGCGAGAAUCGCAAGUCUCCAGAAGGUGAACGAGAGGGCGACGAGCACCAAGAGCGAUGUGGAAGCUUUGAGUGCUGGCCGGGUCCCUUCUGGGUGUCGACCCUUCACGUUGGCAUACGAGUCGCCGUUCUUGGACACAGAGCGCGUCGUUGACCUGAGUUUCCGCCUUGACCUCUCCGGCAAGACGCUGCGGGAGGCGAAGCAAGAGGCCUACUGCGCGCACCUGGCCAUUCAGAAGAAACUCGAUGUGCUGCUCCUGGCCAAGCAGAGGGACGACCUGCGCAGGCUCACGAAGAGGGAUUACUUCGUCGAGACAUGCGCGGCCGCCCUGUCCGACCAGACGUCCAGAGUUUCAGGCCUGGACCUCGAUCUGGACCUGGACAACGACGACGGCUUCCAGGUCUCCACUGCCGGCGUCGACGCCGAGCGGUUGAAGGCCAAAGCCACCGCCAUCUACGCCAAGGCGGUGGCUCGAGCUUCAGACGAGAAGGCUCGCAAGCAGCAGGAGAAGGCCAAGCAGGGCCAGGCCCGGGAGAAGCUGAUCCAGCAGAUGAUGGGGACGAGCCCUGCGGACCUCUUCAACAUGGCCGUGGAUGCUCGUGUGAUCGCUCGCCAGCGCGUGCCUGGCCGAGCAGGUCCGGCAGGUGGCGGCACCAUAGCCGCCCAGGCGGCAUCCCUGUACACCUCCACCAUGGCCGCUGGCCAGUCCUCUGUCGACCGCGCCGACGCCGUACGCUUUGCUGCCUUAUCAAAAAACGGCACGUCCCCGCCCGGACAGGGCGGGGGCAAGGACAAAGGCAAAGGCAAAGGGCGAGGCGACCCGAAGGGCAAGUCCAAGGGCAACGGGAAAGCCACGCCCUCCCCCAAGGGCGAGUCAAAGGGCAAGUCCAAGGGCAAGGGCAAAGGCAAGAGCAAGGCAUCCGGCAAGACGAGCGCCGGGAAGGGCGCUGGCGCACGAGGAAGCGCGAGAGGGUCUGGACGUGGCAGAUCCGCCGGAGGCAGGCGGCGAGGGAGGGGGACGUGACGGUGAGGCUGGCCCGUUUGUUCCUGCAGUUCACUCGUGAUCUCCCCGCCCCUGAUUUCAACUCUUUGCUUUCGUGUGAUGAUAAACCAGUUUAUUUGUUUCACCCGCGUUCGAAUUGUGCGACUGUCCCUUCAGGUACCGAGCUGGCCUGGCCAGUCAGGUUUUUGCUUACGAUGUUUCAUCGAAAGCACGUGUUUUGCAUGACACCCAAAUCUUCUUUGUCUCACGUUUCUCUUGCCCUUUGGAAUUGGGAGCAUAAGCUUCGUUGGAGAUGGUUUUUCGGAUCUAACGCCGAAGACCCAACAGCUGGCGAAAGCUGGUGGCGGUUGCGAUCCAAGAAAAGAUAUUGCAAGCCGUGUGAUGUUGCAUUGCCUCUGUCUCUGCAGUGCAUGGUUGACGCUGUCAGGCGUGAGGUCUGGCAGGCGUGCCUUGUACAGAGCCGGCGUCGCGCUCCGCCAGUGCCCGCAGUGAUUGGGCUUGCUCUCUCCCUCCUCCAAAAAACGGGCGUCGGGGCGCUCCCCACAGAUCAAGAUGCUGGUUUUUGUUUAAUCCUUCGAGCGAUUUGCACAAUCGCUACAUGCAUCUAUUGUCUGGCCCCGCUUACCGAGUGAAGCUCGCUCCAUGCAGUUUUGGGGCGACAGUGGCAACUGAUUUCAUCGAGGCUGUUCGCGAAACGUGCAGGGUUUUAGAUGACAGGGCGCUCGAGCGAGCCAUGCUUUCGGACGUGGACGCGAGCCGGUGCGAAGACAUCGUGUCGCGCGUUGGGGCCACCGUCAAGACGCACAAGCCUCCUGGCAAGGUGGAGUUGCGCCUCCUCCACUGUAGUGUUCGUAAUCCGAUGGCUCCAGCAAUGCGGUGGAUCUCCCACGCGUUGCCCCCUCAUCUUAGGCGCGUUCCGUUUCUGGCUCGCGACACCCAGCACCUAUUGCAGAUCAUGUCGCGC